This is a messenger RNA of Gongylonema pulchrum, 855 nucleotides long. NCBI's taxonomy places the organism in Eukaryota, Metazoa, Nematoda, Chromadorea, Rhabditida, Gongylonematidae. The record is from the annotation of a GenBank genome assembly.
GCACGCAUGCGUCUUCGAAUCCACGAGCUGGAAAAAACUGGCGGUGGUUAUGAAAGCCGAAUUGAAGCAUUGAACAAGAAGAUUGCCGAUCUGGAGAGUCAGCUGCGCUUUAUUCGUGAUGACUACGAUGUGCGCCUCAGCCAACGCGAUAAGCGAAUUCUGGAGCUGCAGGGAGAAAUUGACCGCCUGCUAAAUGAAUAUCAAGAUCUAUUCGACCUGAAAGUCCAGCUUGACACUGAAUUGAAAGCUUACCAGAAUCUGCUUGAGGGCGAAGAAUCACGACUGAACAUCUCGCAACAAUCAUCACCAGCGGCAUCACCAUCAGCUGCUGGCGAUCGUCCGUUGAGUGUUUCGUUCGCUGAUUCUGGAUAUCGUCGAGCAGUCAAGAGAAAGCGCUUCAUCGCAUCCGACGACAGUCUUUAUUACCGGAACACUGCCAAGACAUACAAAACAACAUCCAAUUCGGACUGCGAUAUUGAGAUCGAGGAGCAUGAUACGGAUGGCAAGUUCAUCAAGCUAUGCAACAAGGGCGAUGAGACCAUCUCGAUUGGUCAGUGGGCUAUUAAGAGCGUGGCGAGUGACAAGGAAACAGUCUACAAGUUCCACACUAGACAGACGAUGAAGCCCGGCGAUACCAUUACUGUCUGGAGUGCGGAAAGCGGUGAGCGACAUGUUCCUCCAUCUCAGCUGGUCAUGAAGAACCAACACUGGCCUGCCGGGGAUCGUGUCAAAACGACUCUUGUCGAUGCUGAUGGCAACGAAAUGGCCACCCGAGAAAGCGUUGCUGAGCUGCAGUUCGGGCAUUUCAUGAGUGAUGAUGGUCACGAUCCGGACCAGCGAUGUGCCCUGAUGUAG